Messenger RNA from Symphalangus syndactylus (siamang), 749 nucleotides. RefSeq names its product collagen alpha-1(I) chain-like. NCBI's taxonomy places the organism in Eukaryota, Metazoa, Chordata, Mammalia, Primates, Hylobatidae. The record is from RefSeq and is a predicted model, not a curated record.
AUGGCCUUUGACCUUGCCUACAUGAUGGCCCCAUUACUCCUUCGGUCGGAGAGAAAUCGUCCUCAAACCCUGCCCCCGCCUCCCCUCCUAGCCCUCUCGGCUCUGGCUGAGCGGGGCGGGUCCACACGGCUCAGACCCUCGGGUCAGGGCUGUCUGGGGCCCCGGCGUCGCUCCCUCCCGGGGAUCCAGGGUCGCCGAGGGCCGGGAGGACCUGGCUGCUCAGGGACCCUGAGGCCGUCUUCAGGCCCAGGCCCUGCGCGCCGCUCUGGGGUGUGUGUGGCUGGUGAGGAGCUGGGUGGGGGCCGCAGCGGCCUCCAAGGCCAGGGUCAGGUCCGCUGGGCCCGAAUGAACCAGGCAGGCCGCAGAGGGAUCGGGCCCUUCUGGCUGCCCCACGCCGCCCCAGCCUGUGCAGGGAGCCAGCGGCCCAGCUGACCUGGGCUGGCCACGUCCCCGUCAAUGCAGCUGGUUCUCAACGGCCCCACUCUUCCCCACGGCUCCGUUUACCACCAACCCACUUGUCACGCGCACUUAGAGGCACACCUGCUCCUCCUGAGAAUCCGGGAAGGAACUGAAGAGACGACGUUGCUUUCUGAUCUUUCUCAGGCCAGAGGAAGUUUGUGGGCCAAGUGAUAUUCCUAAUUCAAACUUUAUUAUGUAAUUAUAGUACAAAACAUAUUAUUUUUCUCUUUAUUUUUCCUCUCUCAGUUAAUGGUAAAUUUUAUUGCAUAAAUAAAUUACACAUGCUGUAA